AAAAAAUAUAUAUAUUUAAAGAUUUAUAAACUCUAUUUUACCAUUCUGUAACCCUUAUAAAAAUUCGAAAUGAUUUUGAGUAGAGCUUUAAAUCAUUUGAAAAUGUUGUGGUGUUUUUUCUCCCCUACACAAAUUCCGAACAAAGUCCGCCUUCUAAGACGUGAUUGGCUAGUUAUGAAGACGCCAGGUGUGUGCUAUUGAUGGAUUCCCCGCUCGUGAAGCACGACUAGCCAAUCCAAUCGGAGAAGGAAGGACAUGUCGGAAAGUGGAUGGGAGAAGAAAAAAUGAGAGACCGCUAGUAGCUUUAGCCUUGGACGAUUCAUCUGGAUGGCUCAUGCAUCAGGAAAAUCAAUCAGAUCCUAAAUCAGACGGUUAUACCUCGACAUCAAACGGACACAGCUGGAAUAACGCCAUGCAGGAUUCAUCUCCGUAUUGCGGGUAUCCGCCCAACUACUGGUACCCUCCUCCGGCCGGGCCGUACACGAAUGCCUACCCGUCUGGGACCGAGAUCAACGGACAAGCGGCGUACAAUCCACAGGCAAUGCCAGCCUAUCCGAACGGAGUGUAUAACCCGGGUCAGUACCCACCGAACGUGCUUCACCCGUCCAAUCCGUUCUACUGCAGCGAUCAGAUCCCUCCCAGACAGCCGCAGUACCACAGUCAGGAGCGGACCACGGCCAGCUCUCCUCAGCCACCGUACCCUGUUCCACACUGCCAAGGGGCUCCUGGAUUCCCGCCCAGCUCGUACUCGCCCUACGGAGACGGCUGCCCCCCUAAUGCCCCCUACCCCGCACAGCAGCCUGUACCCUCACGCUCUCAGCCUGAACCCUGGCCUCAUUCAGCGGGAUACGGACCCCAAGCGCACUAUCCCAACCACACACGCCCGCCGCACCCUCCGCCCUGGCACGGGCCCGCUCCACCUCCGUACGAUCACAUUAAGCACAAGGAACCCCCGUAUCCAGGUCAUUUGAGCAACCGAAACCGACCCGGCACGCCCAACUCCAACCCCGCCCCCAACCCGGCUCCAAACAAACAGGUGGAGUUCAGCGCCCCGCCUCAGAUCUACAACAAGACGUCCUCCGGAGGCGCGAACCAACCCAAUCCGGACCCCGCUCCAGCCGCGCCGCAGCCUCCGAGCAGCGAGAACUCUGGUCUGGCUCGGGUGCAGGAAGUCCUGGCCAGGGUCCACCUGCUGCAGGAAGACGUGGACGAGUUCGUGGGCAAAAAGACGGACAAGAGCUACCGCUGUCUGGAGGAGCUACUCACCAAAGAGCUGCUGGUCCUGGACUCGGUGGAGACCAACGGCCAGGACGCCGUGCGCUCGGCCCGCAAAGAGGCCGUGCAGAAGAUCCAGGCCAUCCUGGACCGUCUGGAGAACAAGGCGUUCUAACAAGGCGCUGCUGAUCUCACUCAUAUCUCUAUAUGUAUAUAUAUAUGUGUGUGUGUGUGUGUGUGUGUGUGUGUGUGUGUGUGUGUGUUUUGACGAUUGAGCGCACGUGAUCAUGGAAACGCAGCUUCUCUGCAAAUUUGUGUUAAUUAUUGCUCACACAGAGAAGAUCCAGACCUCAUGAUUAUAUUUUGCAGACACACACACACACACACACACACACACACCUUGCACUUGAAUCAAACGCUUAGCCUCCACAGAAAGAAACUUAACACCAUUUUACACCAAAAUAAAUUCGCCCUAAACUUGUUGGGUUUUCUCGCUCAGUGUGUCGGCCAUUUUGAAUAUUUCAAACCAUUCGAAAGCCCCGCCCCUUUCUCCGAUGUUCCUUUCUUCAUUUCCCAGUGUUUAUAGUAUCGUAUCACCUACGUAUUAAUAACGUACCGCAACUACUUAGGAUAAAAAUGCGAAAUUGAUAAGUUGAUAGAUUUUUAACGUCGGCUCAGCGCUACACACGCGAGGGUUUAGGGGAAGUCGACGUAGGCUCGGCGUAUAAGCAAUACUCGCUCGCCUUUUCACGAGGGUUUACACAACUUUCACUUUGUGUGUGUGUGUGUGUGUGUGUGUGUGUGUGUGUGUGUGUGUGUGCGCGCGCGUGUGUGAAGUCUAAUCUAAAGCCAGUAUCCUGUCUAAUCUAAUCUAAAGGUCUCGCAUGUUUACAAAUGAGGCUUUUUUUUAAAUAAAUAAACAAAAUGUUAUAUAAAUUUGUAUUUAAAUUAUCUAAAAAAAAAUUGGGGGUUAUAGACAGGGAAGACCAAUCAUCCUUCCUUUAAAAAAGAAAAGAAAAGGAAACGAAUGCCGCUGUGUUUAAUACUUUGCACCAAAGUCACUUUCAGGCGUGUUGCCGAUGUUGUUAUAUUGUCACCUCACGAUACUCUCCUGAAGGUUUAUCGCUACAGGUUUACAAUGUUGUCAACAUGUUGUGUUUAAAAUAUUGCGUCUUUGCGUGUAUCGUUUAAAGAAAAAGAACCUCGACAGGCAUCGCCCAGCGAGCGCCGACGGGUCCACGGACGGCCGUUUCGGUGCCGCUGUCAUCUUCGGAGCAAUCAAAAUGGACUCUUUCUUCCGUCCUGCUUUCGGUCUGAAUGUCACGUCGGACAUCUCGUGAUACGACCGCAGCAGCAGAAAUCCGACAAGGACGCCUUUUCCACGUGCGCAACGGAUAUCUCUGUAAACGUAUUCCUGACAGGCCGUGUCCGCCAUUUUGUUUUUUCUCUCAGAUUUUCAUGUUCUUGUCUAGUGAACAGAAUUAUAGGAUUGCCUCCUCUGAAAAGGAAACACGCCAAGCUUCUUCAAAAAAAGUCCGUCACUGACUGAGACAGACUUCGACACAGCACCGACGUGAUCUCAGUAUUUUGUACCAGCUCUACGGGCAUGAACUUUCAGCACGGACCCUUCAGCAGCAGGUCUUCCUCCGGUCGUACGGAUGCUUUAUAAAGGACAAACUGUGCCAUAUCAUCGGCUGGUGCUUUUCAUAUCCGUUUAAAAAAAAACCACAGAAACAAUAAGUUAAAGGUGUUGAGCUCUGCAUGUCACCGAGUCUGAUUUUUGUUGUACGAGUUCUCUUUCCCUCUGUAACUCCCUCUGUAAAAUCUCCUUCUAUAAACCAGAAGCUGUACAUUACGCCAACUUUACACUAAAAGAGUAUAUUUCUA
This is a messenger RNA of Ictalurus furcatus (blue catfish), 3102 nucleotides long. It is a transcript of the gene bag4, whose product is annotated as BCL2 associated athanogene 4. Bases 335 to 1390 code for a protein of 351 amino acids. The record is from RefSeq and is a predicted model, not a curated record. Gene Ontology annotation, molecular function: protein-folding chaperone binding; adenyl-nucleotide exchange factor activity. Gene Ontology annotation, biological process: protein stabilization. Gene Ontology annotation, cellular component: membrane; cytosol; cytoplasm. NCBI's taxonomy places the organism in Eukaryota, Metazoa, Chordata, Actinopteri, Siluriformes, Ictaluridae. The transcript is spliced from 5 exons.